Molecule: messenger RNA, 1096 nt
Organism: Apis laboriosa (Himalayan honeybee)
Lineage: Eukaryota; Metazoa; Arthropoda; Insecta; Hymenoptera; Apidae
Exons: 3
Coding region: 85-387 (100 amino acids)
Source: RefSeq, a predicted model, not a curated record
AAUAUCUCAAAUUUGACAUAUCGGUGUUUGAUCGAACUUCAAAAUUUUAGAACGAACUCCGAAGUCAAAGUAGAAAAGUGCAAGAUGUUCGUCAAGUUGUUACUGGUCGUCUCAAUGAUGUUUACCUUCGUUUGCGUACGAAGUAUCGAAAACGAAGUUCAACAUUUAUCAUUGUUCUCCUCUGCUCAUGCCGACUCUAUCACGGAUGCUGAAUCAUUCGUCACCGAUGGACGCUGCGCUCUUCCACCGACCACUCAAGCAAGUAUAAAUAUACCUCUUAAUCAUCAUAAAAUGAUGAAUUCGGAUAUGGCACGCCUCAAGAAAAGAACACCAAGUCACAAGGAACAAGAUCAGCAACAAGAUUUACGACCUGGAUGUUGUGGAUAAACAGUGAAUUAUUCGUCAUCGAUAAAUUUUUUCUCGUGAAUAUUUGUUUUGAAAGUAUUUACGUACAAAUUAUAGAUGGUAUUUAAACGCAUAUUAUGAAUACGUUUCCUCUUUUUGGCUUCUUUCACGGAUAAAGAUAGUAAAUGAAAUAAAAUAAUGGUUAUCAUGCCGCAUAAAGAUAAUUAGGAAAUAUUUCUUUUUGUCAUUCCUAUUUGUCAAUACCACAAAUUCAACAGAUAUUAAUAAGGGUAAAAUAAAAUAAUUCGUAUGGAAAACUUUUAUUAACAUUAUGUACUCGUACAUAAUGACUUACAAGCACUGCGAACGUCAAUUUUUUUUGUUAAGUUAUUUAAACUCAAUAGCAACUAUAAGUAUGCAGUACACCAGUGCAAUAUAUUGCAAAUUAUAUUGUAACUAAAAUUACUAAACCUUCAUCGCAGAAGAUAAGAAGAUAAAAAAAAAAGAUUCACUUUUAUUCUUGGCAUGUCUAUGUAAGAUGUGAUAUAUAAAGAAUGGAAUGCUACUGUGACAUAAACGACAUGCUAUAAUUAAAGUUAUCAAUAUUUAAGCAAAUGCAGUACUUGUUUGUAACAUUGUCUUUGUGCUACUAUAUGAAAAGAUGUAAAAAUUUUUCGUAUCAAAUUUUGCGACAAGUAUCGCUUUUUUUUUCAUUACGUGUUACACCGGGGAAAAAAGAACAUGACAAAUA